This is a messenger RNA of Vicia villosa (hairy vetch), 410 nucleotides long. RefSeq lists its product as uncharacterized. The record is from RefSeq and is a predicted model, not a curated record. The transcript is spliced from 4 exons. NCBI's taxonomy places the organism in Eukaryota, Viridiplantae, Streptophyta, Magnoliopsida, Fabales, Fabaceae. Bases 8 to 334 code for a protein of 108 amino acids.
CGUCGUUAUGAUUAUAAAAAAUGAUCCUAUUAUCCAGCAACUUAAGGAAAAAUGGGGAACAGAUGAGGAACCUAUUCCAAUCCAAACUGUCGUACCUGAGACUCUGGAGAUUAAAGAGAGUGUUGAUGAGGCUAAAACAGAUGGCAAUGAAGACUGUGAAUUGGUUACAGACCUGGAAAUUACAUCUGAGCACAAGCCUGAUGCUGUCACACCUGGUGGUAAGAGGCAUCUUCCUGCUGCAUCAAGUGAAUCCAUUGAUUUGGACGGAUUACAUGAUGGGGAACUGUCAUCAAACAAGCUGAAGAAGAUAAUUAAAAUGGAGAAGAUUGAUUAGAUCUAUUUUUAUUUUGUGUGUGUUUUGCUUAGGUGUUUGUUAUAAAAACUGAAUGUUAGUUUCCUUUGCUUUUAAU